AUGUUCACCCCAACUGUUGCCAACUCGACCUCCUACUUCUAUGCGCUGGGCAAUACACCGGCCAUCAACUUAGCCAAAAACCUGCCUAAUGGAGUCGAUGCCAGUUUACUACUACUUGGUUGCGGCGAUGUGAGGAACAUCAUUUACACAGCCUACAAUGAGAUUGGACUACCUGGUCGCAAUCUGGAUAUCACAGUCAAUGACAUCGAUGAAGCUAUUCUGGCACGCAACAUCUUUCUCUUCUCUCUGCUCAUCGACAAUGACAAUGUCUCCGGAAAUACCCCCUGGAACUUGUACUACAACCUUCACAUUGACAGCUCAGACCUACACAUCUUAUCGUCUCAAGUCAAGAAGCUUCUCAAAGCAUCAGAGUCUCUGAAGUUGUGGAAAUCAAGCUCAUACGGCAAAGUCUUGCCCUUCUGUGAUCAGGCCACCCUCGACGACGUUCGUGCCGUCUGGAUCAGCUAUGAGAAUGCCGCUGCGUCCGACAAUGUCAUCGCCAAUUCCGAAGCCCUGACUGCUAAUCUCAAACACUCCAUUGAGAUGAAGAGAAUUGCCUUCGGCAACGCUGUAGCUUUCACCGGUUUGCGAUCAGCUGCUCCUGCUGCACUAAAAAACGCACAGGAAGUUACCGAAGCUUCUCAGCAGUUCUGGGAGUCCGCCGACGCUACACCCAACGGUGCCGUCAGCAACCCAAACCCCCUCUUCUAUGCCUCGCUGUCGAAACACCAUCUCUUGCACUACGGAACUGACCCCGUCCUCGGCUUCCAUCUUGCUGCGGCCUUCAUCCCCUUGACCGAACAGUCUCCUCUGAAGCCUGAUCAACAGGAUGAGAGGAACAGGGUUUUCUCGGCUGCAAAGACACAAUUCCGAGAGUGGGCGACUGCCUGUGGGACUCUUCUUCGUGGGAAGAAGUUGGUGAUCCGUUCCACCGCCAGUGAAGCACUUGCGUUCUGCCACACCCUGCAGCACUUAAUCGUCACCAAGGAGACGUCUGCCGGAUGGUACCGUCGCCAAUUCGAUGCCCGCGUCCUGUCCUUGGACCAAGAUGUGUACGGCGCCAAGUCAACAGCUCCCAUCGCAUUCGACACCGUUGACACUACCAACCUCGCGGACCACUUUGGCACAUUGAACAUUCUCAUUACCGCCAAAGAGGCCUUUGAUACCCUCUUGUACGGCCACGGCCCCACGAUAUCACUGUUAGUAGGCGCGAGCGCGGUCGAAUACUGGACCAACUCCACUGCCGUUUCAAGCGUCGAUGAGAUCUUGAUCGGCCUGAGCACCAAGAGCAUCCAGGCGAAAGGCGACGAAGUGGCUCAAGUGCACAGUCGAAUUACAUGGAAACAGAGCAAGCUUUUCUCAGGAGUCAACGCCUCCGGGCCUCUCGCAAUCGGAUCUGAAGCGCUAGCCAGCAUCUUCUUCAACCUCUACCUUAAGGUCUUCGCACACGAGAACCCCAUGAAGCUGCUGUCCAUCUCGAAGUCAUCCGUCACGCAGCUUAUCCGCAACACGGCCUACUCCCACUUCCACCGGGGCACCCUCGUCUCCCUUCUCCAUUACCUCAAGCUGCGUCUAUCUGUCGACAAUUUUGAAAAGACUUGCGGAUUUCUGCUCCAGAAAAUAUCCGCUGAAAGAAGCCUGAUGUUCACGGGGAAUCUUAGACAAGAUUUGUCUGUGCAGAUGCAUACGCAGGGGGUCGACUCAGAAGACUGGCUUCGGGCAGAGAUCAAGCCUAACCGUAACCUCGGCGGGUUCGACUCCUGGACAUCAGUCCCAGAGGUCGUGGCCGUGACUCUCGUUGUCCCGCGGGAGAAGAUUGCGCGGGUCUUUGACGGCUCUGACCAAGCCAAAAUCAGUUCUCCCACCAUCAGAGGUUCAUUGGUCUCUGGUGAAGACGCCAACCACAAGUGGCACAACUUCUACGACGAGGUACAGCUUGUCUUUGGGACCGUCAAAUCCAGUGGUAACCGUGACACCAGCGACUUCUCGGUCACCGUCGAUGCAGACCCAGCAGGUUGGCUUGGGAAAUCUCCGCUCAUCGCAACCUUCUACGUCUCUGCUGCGGCGUUGCAGGUGGAACGCAAAACUUCCUAUGUCCGCCUAGAGGUCCUGAGCUCUGCACAAAGUAUCGCUGUCUUCAGCAAGACUCUCGGUAGCGAACUCAGAAUCUUCCAGGCUAAGUUGGCUGACGAGGACAGCGUCUUCGUCACCAAGUACAUGCCCGGUCAGACAAGGUAUCCGGCUGCUUCUGAAGCUGCGGGACUUGUCGCGGAGACUGCUUUCGAAAAGAGCACGGACACAGAAUCGACCUUCACCGCAAACGCAUCACAAAGACAGGACAGAAUCGAAACCAUUACUGGACAUCUCGAUAUCCUGUCUACCAAGGGCAAGAAAUUCCUUAGUGACAAGCUACCCAUUACCCUUGAUCAAGUGUCUCCCUUCACCGUCAACGUCGUGUUUGGUGACAAGGAGCUUGUCUAUCCUCUCACCUUCCCCGCUCUCAUCGACGCCAGCAAGGCGAAAACUCGCAUCGCUCGUACAUCCGCCUACGUCGAGGUUAUUGCCCCCUUUGCCGAACCUAGCAGCGAUCCAGAAACGAACACAGUACUCACCGACUUUGUCUAUCCGACUCAGCUUGCACGAGGUCUCUCAAACACCCCAGCCGAUCUCAACACCCCGCACUUGAACCUCGACCGCCUCCCUGUCAUCGACGUCGCCAAAAGGGAUGAGCUUCCCUUCCUCAACACACUCCUCUCCUUCGAGUUCUCGGUCCGUGAGAGGGCACUGCGCGAGCGUAUCAACGCUAGCAGGCUCGACCUCGCCCCCUCGCCUCGCGUCAACUUCAAGGAGUCAAUCUUCACCAUGACUAUGCUCUCCACGGGUCAACAAGGUGGCCAAACUGGCCUCUUCUGUCUCAACCAUCCGGACCGCGGCGGCAUUCACAUGCUCUUCUUCGUCUCCGCUCUCCGUCUCGAUGCUGCCUCUGCCUCCGUCGUCCUCGAUGCCGCAGUCCUACCAUUCACGCUCCCCAUUAUCAAGAAGGUAGAGCCAUUCCUUCUGCUUCUGAGAGAGCUCGAGAUGGCCUCUGUCACCGUCAACGACGAGGAACUCAUCCUCUGGAAGAAGGUCCUCCCUGCCCUGGCCGAGCGUGCCCGGACGUGGAACCAUAAUUCGUCGUGCGAGUACCGCAAGGCCGGCGCCACCAUACCCUUAUCGCUGGAACCCAGUGAGCCUGUCCUCUGCUCCUGCGGCCGCGGACAGUUCCCUGCGAACUUCAUCGGGCUCCCAGAGUGGGACACCGCGUCCAAAUACGCCACCCGCAUUGCCAUCAGCCCGACGUUCGCUGUACCAUUUGUGGAGGAGAUUGUGGACACGAAUAAAUAUAAGGAUUAUCGCGCUAAUGGUAUGGCGCCGCCUAAGGAAAGGUGCACCAACUGCGGCAAGGAGCCAACGAACGGCGCCGCUCUGAAGAAGUGUAUGCGCUGCUUGAAUGUCAAGUAUUGCAGUGCCGAUUGCCAGAAGAAGGAUUGGCGAAAGCAUCGUGGCGAGUGCAAGGAAAGCGAGGCGUAUCAAAAGUAA
Molecule: messenger RNA, 3579 nt
Organism: Colletotrichum tamarilloi
Lineage: Eukaryota; Fungi; Ascomycota; Sordariomycetes; Glomerellales; Glomerellaceae
Product: MYND finger
Exons: 4
Coding region: 1-3579 (1192 amino acids)
Biological process (GO): regulation of transcription by RNA polymerase II
Cellular component (GO): nucleus
Molecular function (GO): DNA-binding transcription factor activity, RNA polymerase II-specific
Source: RefSeq, a predicted model, not a curated record